UGCAUGCUGGACAGAAUAAGAGAACCCUUUUUGGUGCUGUAUAGAACCGCAUACAACAGUCUGAAGAUCCAUUUCACCAUGGAACGAACCAUUCAAGCACGAAGUGGUUCUGUAUAGAACUCAUGGAUCUAAACAGAACCGUCUUUGUUGAGAGCGCAGUCCGCGCGCUCCUGAAUCUGACGCCUUUCGGUGCCUCAAAGAGCGACACGCAAAGCGAGCGUGACGCACCAACUGACCCUCACGCGCAUUUCCAUAAAGCCCUCGCGGGACUGUGUAUAUAAGGUAUCGGGUCUGUGAGUAAGCUCAGCGCGAGCCGGCAGCCUUCAUCGCCCCCGCCCUCCUCCUCCUCACCGCGCCCUGAACGCUCUGCGUAACCGAGUCCCCGCGUCCCCGCGAGCUCCCAGCGCUUCUCCAGAUGAAGACGGACAGCGCGGCGCAGAGCGCGCCCUUCACCGGCCGGAAGAGGAGCCUGAUCGAGGACGCGCGCAGGGAGAGGGAGAGGGAGAGGGGGAGCAGUUCGGCCUCUCCGGGUCCCUCUCUCAGCUCGGACAACUUCGUGUUCGAGGAGGAGAAGAGCAGCAAGGUCACCAUCAACCUGCUCUUCGCCCUGAAGAACGAGAAGAACGCGGGCUUCUUCAAGGCCGGCAAGGUGUUCGAGACAUUCGAAGCCAAGCUCCUUCAUCUGGAGAGCCGACCAGGCAGGAGGUCCAAAAACAGCCUGUCGGACGACCUGGAGUUCUUCAUGAAGUGUGAAGUUCACAGCUCUGAUAUCGACAUCUUCAUCAACUCUUUAAAACGAGUGGCGGACGACGUGAGGAUAGCGCAGGACGAGAAGGUUCCGUGGUUUCCACGAAAGAUCAGUGACCUGGACAAAUGCAACCACCUGAUUACCAAGUAUGACCCUGAUCUGGACCAAGAUCAUCCAGGCUUCAGUGAUCCUGAAUACAGAAAGAGAAGAGCUCAAAUCUCUGAACUGGCUUUCAACUUCAAACAUGGUGACCCGCUACCGUACGUUGAGUACACUCCAGAAGAGGUUGCCACUUGGAUGGAAGUGUACAGGACUCUGACUGCUAUCUACCCAAGUCACGCGUGCAGGCAGUUCCUGGAGGGCCUGCAGCAGCUGGAGAGGGAAUGCGGCUAUGGAGAGGACAAAAUCCCUCAGCUCAGAGACGUGUCAGCUUUCCUGAAAGAUAGAACGGGCUUUCAGUUGCGUCCAGUGGCCGGGCUGCUGUCUGCGCGCGACUUCUUGGCGAGCCUGGCGUUCCGAGUGUUCCAGUGCACCCAGUACAUUCGCCAUUCCUCAGCCCCCAUGCACUCGCCUGAGCCAGACUGCUGUCAUGAACUGCUCGGUCACAUCCCCAUGCUCACAGACAGGGAGUUCGCUCAGUUCUCGCAGGAGAUCGGGCUCGCCUCUCUUGGAGCAUCUGAUGAAGAUAUUGAGAAGCUGUCCACACUGUACUGGUUCACUGUUGAGUUUGGGCUGUGCAAGCAGAACGGGACAGUGAAGGCCUACGGUGCUGGCCUGUUGUCCUCUUACGGAGAACUUUUGUACGCUCUCUCCAAUGAACCUGAAUACAAACCAUUCAACCCUGCCGAGACGGCGGUCCAGCCAUACCAGGAUCAGACAUUCCAGCCCGUGUACUUUGUGUCCCAGAGCUUCGAGGACGCCAAAAACAAGAUGAGGCAAUAUUCAUCCACCAUCCAGAAGCCUUUCUCCAUCAGAUAUGACCCUUACACCUGCUGCAUGGAGGUCCUGGAUAACCCCUGCAAGAUCCAGAACGUUCUGGGCCAGAUGAGGGAAGAACUGAAGAUUCUACACAGUGCAUUAGAGAGACUGGGCCAAUGCUGAGCCUUGAUGGAUGAUUUAUCACAAUGAACAUCACACAGACAUUCAGAAAAUCUAUAUGUAGAAUGUAUAUAUAUAGAGAGAUUUACAUGAUGGGUAUUCUUCUUCAGUACAGCUCUAAAUAUGUCUGUGUCAGCAAGCUGCAAUGAACAGAAAU
Colossoma macropomum (tambaqui) is the source of this 2003-nucleotide messenger RNA. RefSeq names its product tyrosine hydroxylase 2 (gene th2). Gene Ontology annotation, biological process: dopamine biosynthetic process from tyrosine. Gene Ontology annotation, molecular function: tyrosine 3-monooxygenase activity; iron ion binding. The transcript is spliced from 12 exons. The coding region runs from base 416 to 1849 and encodes 477 amino acids. Gene Ontology annotation, cellular component: cytoplasm; axon; perikaryon. The record is from RefSeq and is a predicted model, not a curated record. NCBI's taxonomy places the organism in Eukaryota, Metazoa, Chordata, Actinopteri, Characiformes, Serrasalmidae.